CCACCAUGUCCCAGACCAAAACCCUGAAGGUCCGCGUGACCCUCUUCUUCAUCCUGGUGGGCAUUGUGCUGGCCCUGGUGGCGGUGGUCACUGACCACUGGGCCGUGCUGAGCCCCCACACGGAGCACAGUGAUGGCACCUGCGAGGUGGCCCACUUCGGCCUCUGGCGGAUUUGCACCAAGCGUAUCAUCCUGGGCGACAGCGAGGACAAGAACUGCGCAGCCAUCACCCUGCCCGGGGAGAAAAACUGCUCCUACUUCAGGCAUUUCAACCCAGGUGAGAGCUCAGAGAUCUUCGAAGUCACUACUCAGAAAGAGUACAGCAUCUCAGCGGCUGCCAUUGCCAUCUUCUGCCUGGGCUUCAUCAUCAUGGGUACCAUCUGCCUCCUCCUGUCUUUCCGGAAUAAGAGGGAUUACCUGCUGAGGCCAGCAUCCAUGUUCUAUGCCUUUGCAGGUCUCUGCAUCUUGGUCUCAGUGGAGGUCAUGCGGCAGUCCGUGAAGCGCAUGGUCGACAGCGAGGAAACCGUCUGGAUCGAGUACUAUUAUUCCUGGUCCUUCGCCUGUGCCUGCGCAGCCUUCGUCCUCCUCUUCCUCUUCGGCCUGGCCCUCCUGCUCUUCUCCCUACCUCGAAUGCCCCAGAACCCGUGGGAGUCCUGCAUGGAUGCUGAGCCUGAGCAUUAGCCC
Molecule: messenger RNA, 683 nt
Organism: Chrysochloris asiatica (Cape golden mole)
Lineage: Eukaryota; Metazoa; Chordata; Mammalia; Afrosoricida; Chrysochloridae
Gene: CACNG1
Product: calcium channel, voltage-dependent, gamma subunit 1
Exons: 4
Coding region: 6-680 (224 amino acids)
Biological process (GO): regulation of calcium ion transmembrane transport via high voltage-gated calcium channel; calcium ion transmembrane transport
Cellular component (GO): membrane; L-type voltage-gated calcium channel complex
Molecular function (GO): voltage-gated calcium channel activity; calcium channel regulator activity
Source: RefSeq, a predicted model, not a curated record